CUGAACGUAACUGCGCCAUCAUUGCGGGCCUAAGAAUCAGCGAGUGUCGGCGGAACAAGUUGUUCUUUGGCUGUCCUUACGGGCCAGUGUCUUUAAUUUUUCUUGAAAAGAAAUUUUAAACGAGAGCAGCGGUAGUUUAGAUGUCUUUGUAAGGUGAGCAUUGUCUCUGAGGACCAGCGGUGAAGUUUGUUGUCAUGGCGUCUCCAGGGGGACAAGGAGGAGGAGCUGUGUCCACAAGAGGAGGCAGCGGGGCCCGAAGGAUGAAGUGGGCCCUUGAGCUCAGUGUGGGAAACUCCAGGAGUCGCGGUGACCGACAAAGCGGCCAGGGAGAUGUUGUUUACCCCAUCGGCUACUCAGAGAAACCUGUUCCCGACACCAGCAUCCAGGAGACUGACAAGAACCUGGUGGAGAAGCGCUGCUGGGAUGUGGCCCUCGGGCCCCUAAAGCAGAUUCCCAUGAACUUGUUCAUCAUGUACAUGUCUGGCAACACCAUCUCCAUCUUCCCCAUCAUGAUGGUCUGCAUGAUGGCCUGGAGGCCCAUACAGGCUCUGAUGUCAAUGUCUGCGACCUUCAAGCUGUUGGAGAGCUCCAGCCAGCAGUGGCUCCAAGGGCUCGUCUACCUGAUCGGUAACCUUUUAGGAGCAGCGUUGGCCAUAUACAAGUGUCAGUCGAUGGGGCUGCUUCCAACGCACUCGUCUGAUUGGCUGGCUUUCAUAGAGCCGCCGCAGAGGAUGGAGAUCAUGGGCGGAGGGAUGGUGCUGUGAAGUGGACUCCUGCAGAGGUCACACACUGUACAUAUUCCACUCUUCUUCUCGCCACACCACCAGGCAGCCCAUCGCCGCGGAAACUAAAGCCUGACUUUUAGCCAUUUCCAGAUGCCAUCAGAUCCAGACUCGACCAUCAGUUAAAACAGACGUGUUCACUAAAACAGCAGCAAGGUGUGCAGCAGUUUAUCAUCAGGGAUUUCUCCACCAUGUACUUUAACAUCCCCUCUCUUUUGGCUUUGCUGCUGAACCAUUACUUUGGUCUUCCUCUCCGGAGAUACGCAUGUUUUUUAAUACUCUCGUGAAGAUAAUAAAGCCAGCGGACAAUCUUGUUGACUGCUGUUCAGCUACUGCCAUUUUCUGUCCAGAUAAAAUUAAUUUCAUGGUAGACAAUUAACGGGAGUAUUUUAUAGCUCACGGUUCAGAGACCCUAACAUCACUGAUAAAAUCCUUUAGUCCAGAUGAUUCCUGGAAUUGUAUGGCAGUCCGUUUAGCUUUUAUCUAAAAUUUAGUUCCAGUUUUGAUUUUCUAGUGAAAUGUUUCUGUUUGUCAACACGGUUUCAAUCUGCUGUCCAACAUCAUUAACAGUUUUAAUUUAUAGGUCUGUUUAAUUUAUGCUGAUUUGCUCAUGAAAAUGUUCUAUAAAUAAAUCCUUAUUGUUUGAAUUAAAAUGUUUUCAACUGUCAAUAAAUAUAUUGGAUGACAAAUAAGAUGAAUUUUUGCUUAUUGUUGGGUCAGAUAGCUUUUCUUGAUGUUACAUAUUUGAUAAAGCUGUCCUUUUGUUUUUAUUUCUUUAACAAAUGUUAACAUAUUUUUGUUAGACUGCAUUGUAUCAGGUAAAAGCUUCUCAAGUUAUCUUUGGGCUUUUUAGAUCUAACUGCAAUAAAUAUAUGGGCUUAUACUGUA
Girardinichthys multiradiatus is the source of this 1670-nucleotide messenger RNA. RefSeq names its product ER membrane protein complex subunit 4 (gene emc4). Bases 195 to 764 code for a protein of 189 amino acids. NCBI's taxonomy places the organism in Eukaryota, Metazoa, Chordata, Actinopteri, Cyprinodontiformes, Goodeidae. Gene Ontology annotation, cellular component: EMC complex. The record is from RefSeq and is a predicted model, not a curated record. Gene Ontology annotation, biological process: protein folding in endoplasmic reticulum. The transcript has 6 exons.